Messenger RNA from Morus notabilis, 2835 nucleotides. RefSeq names its product subtilisin-like protease SBT3.5. Bases 339 to 2621 code for a protein of 760 amino acids. The record is from RefSeq and is a predicted model, not a curated record. Gene Ontology annotation, biological process: proteolysis. NCBI's taxonomy places the organism in Eukaryota, Viridiplantae, Streptophyta, Magnoliopsida, Rosales, Moraceae. Gene Ontology annotation, molecular function: serine-type endopeptidase activity. The transcript is spliced from 11 exons.
UCCAAAAGAAAAUCGGUCUCCUGACAAAGUUAAUCUUUUGCCCUCCACUUCAACAAUGGCAAAAAACUUGCUGACUCAAACGUUAUAAUCUCACUCAGUCCUUUUCUUUUGUCUCUUUCCUUUUUUUUGUUUUUUUUUUUGUUUUCCCCCCGUCGUGGUUUGCCUUGUAUUUUGUGAAAAUAAAGAGAGAGGGCAUUUUCAGAUACAGGACAGUACUAAAGCGGCCACUGUGAAAUCUUUGUCUUCAUAUCCAUAGUUGUUUUUCUUUUUCCCCAUUCUUUCAUUAUUAACAAACCCAAAGCUUCUUUCUUCACAUUCUUCUCUGGUUCUUGCUAUCAAUGGCUUCUUUUAGUUACCCAUUCCUGCUUUGCGUUCUGGUUUGGUCGCAAAUUGGAAUUUGUCUCGGUUCUAAGGUUUAUGUGGUUUACAUGGGAAGCAAAACUGGCGAAGACCCGGAUGAGAUUAUGAGGAAUAACCAUCAGAUUCUUGCUUCUGUUCAUGGAGGAAGUGUUGAGCAGGCACAGGCGUCGCAUGUUUACAGUUACAGACACGGUUUUCGAGGCUUCGCAGCCAGGUUGACCGACGACCAAGUUUCCCAAAUCUCGAAAAUGCCAGGGGUGGUGUCGGUGUUUCCCAAUUGCAAGAGAGUUUUACACACUACUCAUUCGUGGGAUUUCAUGGGGCUUUUGGAUGAUGAUACAAUGGAGGUUUUGGGAUACGACACAAAGAACCAAGUCAAUAUCGUCGUUGGUUUCAUUGACACAGGAAUUUGGCCUGAAUCUCCAAGUUUUAGUGAUGUGGGCAUGCCUCCCGUGCCAGCUAGUUGGAAAGGGCGGUGCCAACCAGGAGAAGCAUUCAAUUCUUCAACAUGCAACAGGAAACUGAUUGGAGCCAGAUACUAUAUGAGUGGAUACAGAUCAGAGGAAGAAGAUUUAGGAAACACAGACAUAGUAUCAUUCAGAUCAGCAAGGGACAGCACUGGCCAUGGCAGCCACACAUCCUCGAUAGCUGCGGGGCGUUAUGUGGCCAACAUGAACUACAAGGGGUUGGCUGCUGGGGGAGCUAGAGGUGGUGCUCCAAUGGCGAGGAUUGCCAUGUACAAGACAUGUUGGGACUCGGGAUGCUAUGACGUGGACUUGCUAGCUGCCUUCGAUGAUGCAAUCAGAGAUGGGGUUAACAUCCUGUCUUUAUCUCUGGGACCAGAUGCUCCCCAAGGAGACUAUUUCAGUGAUGCCAUCUCUGUGGGGUCAUUCCAUGCUGCUAGCCACGGAAUUUUGGUGGUUGCUUCUGCUGGAAAUCAAGGGUGGCCAGCUUCCGCAACAAAUUUAGCCCCUUGGAUGCUCACUGUUGCUGCUAGUUCGACGGACAGGGAUUUCACUUCCGAUAUCAUACUGGAAAAUGGUCGUAAUUUGACGGGUGAAAGUCUGAGCCUUGUGGGAAUGAAAGACCCAACAAGCAUCAUUUCUGCAUCUGAAGUGAAUGCAGGAUAUUUCACUCCUUAUCAAUCCAGUUACUGCUUAGAGAGUUCCUUGAAUAGCACCAAGGCCAGAGGGAAGGUUCUGGUUUGUCGACAUGCUGAGAGUUCAAUGGAGUCUAAACUGGAAAAGAGCAUUGUAGUUAAAGAAGCCGGCGGUGUUGGGAUGAUUCUUAUUGAUGAAGAAGACAAGAACAUUGCCAUUCCCUUCACGAUUCCUUCAGCUAUUGUUGGAAGGAGGACAGGGGCUCACAUACUAUCUUAUAUUAAUCGCACACGAACACCACUGUCUAGGAUUAUGCCCGCAAAGACUGUAUUGGGAUCUCAACCGGCACCUCGUGUGGCAGCAUUCUCGUCUAAAGGUCCCAAUGCCUUGACACCAGAAAUUUUGAAGCCUGAUGUCACAGCUCCUGGAUUGAACAUACUCGCAGCUUGGUCUCCUGCAGCAGGAAGACUGGAGUUUAACAUUCUUUCGGGCACUUCCAUGGCUUGCCCGCAUGUAACUGGAAUCGCGACUUUGGUCAAAGCAGUCCAUCCAUCGUGGUCUCCAUCUGCUAUCAAAUCUGCAAUCAUGACAACUGCUAGUGCUUUGGAUAAAAAGCGCAGUCCCAUCCUGGUGGAUCCUGAUGGCAAAAGGGGUAAUGCAUUUGACUAUGGCUCAGGCUUCAUGAACCCAACAAAAGUCCUUGAUCCGGGUUUGGUCUACGAUGCACACCCAUCCGAUUACAUAGGAUUUCUAUGUUCAAUUGGUUAUGAUGAAAAGUCUCUGCAGCAGAUAACAGGAUACAACACAACAUGUGAUCAUCACUCACUGGUAACAGCGUCUGACCUAAACUAUCCAUCUAUAACAGUUCCAAAUCUUAAAGACGAAAUGUCUGUAACCCGAACUGUGACAAACGUUGGGAAGCCAAAGAGUGUCUACAGAGCCAGAGUGUCUUUGCCUAGAGGAAUCAAUGUCACCGUUGUGCCAGAUCGAUUAGUCUUUACCAGCUUCGAGCAGAAAAUGAAGUUCACUGUGACUUUCAAGGUGGCUGCUCCAACAAAGGGCUAUGCAUUCGGGUUUUUGUCAUGGAGGAGUAGAAGAUCAAGGGUUGUUAGCCCUCUUGUUGUCCGAGUUGCAAAUUCGGACUCAGGUUUGCUGAGAUAAUAGUCCAUGUAAUUACUAUAGGAACUUUGAGAUUCAUAUAGAUAGAGAUUUUAUUUUUUAUUAUUAUUCAAAAAGUAAUAUGUGAUAAAGUGAAGAACAAAAAUCCAUGUUUAGACUAUAGAACUAGAUUCUCAUCAAGCAACGUCAUUAGAUUUCUAUAUUUCGUAAUAACCGCUGAUGAAAACGUAACUAUUAAAAACUAUAUAUAUAUAUA